Molecule: messenger RNA, 2288 nt
Organism: Uranotaenia lowii
Lineage: Eukaryota; Metazoa; Arthropoda; Insecta; Diptera; Culicidae
Gene: Alg3
Product: lethal(2)neighbour of tid protein 2
Exons: 2
Coding region: 175-1761 (528 amino acids)
Cellular component (GO): endoplasmic reticulum
Molecular function (GO): dol-P-Man:Man(5)GlcNAc(2)-PP-Dol alpha-1,3-mannosyltransferase activity
Source: RefSeq, a predicted model, not a curated record
GCAUCCAAACGCAAAGCUCCCACGUGGCAAAUUUAAAAAUCCACCACCCACGCGAAGAUCCGGAUCAAAAGAAAAACUUCCAACUGGCUCUCUCGAAACGAAACGAAAAAAAAGUCGUGUCCCCGUCGCGUUUGCGGAUGCGGUUCGUUGGCUCGUUGAUUGACUGUGCAGACCAUGGUUCGAUCACAGAAAAACAAACCUCCGACCGGCAGCAUCCAAACCGGUGCCGGUACCGGUGAUAAUCGAAGUCAGCUGAAAAGUUUAAACUGGUCCCGGAUUCGGAAGGAGUACCUAACGGUUGAGUUUGUGAAAUCGCUUAUUUUUGAUCCGGCUCGGCUACCUUUGGUUUCCUGGUUGAUUUUGGCCGCGGAACUGGUUCUGAAUGUGUUUGUAGUGAAUAAUGUGGCUUAUACCGAAAUCGAUUGGAAGGCCUAUAUGCAGGAAUGCGAAGGCUUCCUGAAUGGAACCACCAAUUACGGAUUGCUGAAAGGAGACACCGGGCCGCUAGUCUAUCCGGCUGGUUUUGUUUAUAUUUACAGUGCCCUGUACUUAAUAACGUCACAUGGCACGAAUAUUCGGUUGGCCCAGUAUAUCUUCAUCGGAAUCUAUCUGGCUCAGAUGGCACUGGUUCUGCGACUGUACAGUAAAAGUCGGAAGCUGCCACCUUAUGUUCUGGUGCUGACCACAUUCACCUCCUAUCGGAUCCAUUCGAUCUACGUACUGAGGCUGUUCAAUGAUCCGAUAGCAAUACUUUUCUUGUAUCUGGCUCUGAAUGCAUACAUCGAUAAUCGAUGGACAACCGGAAGUAUUUUCCUUAGCCUUGGAGUUUCUGUUAAGAUGAAUGUGUUGCUAUUUGCUCCUGCAAUUUUAUUGCUGUUUAUCACUAACUUGGGUUGGUGGAAAACAUUCAUCCAGUUGACAAUCUGUGGAACGAUCCAGCUGCUUUUGGGAGCCCCAUUCUUGCUGACCUACCCAUGGGAAUAUCUUAAGGGAAGUUUCGAUCUUGGUCGAGUAUUCGAGCACAAAUGGACUGUCAACUAUCGGUUUCUCGAACGAGAUCUAUUCGAGAGCAAGUUGUUCCAUUUAGCUUUGCUAGGGAUCCAUGUGAUUUUGCUUAUUGCAUUCACCUCUCCGACGUUUAAAUAUUUCCAAAACUACUGUCGGCUGAGGCAGUUAGAACUGAUGUUGGCCCCUCAAAUCGCUGCCAAAAAUCGAGAAGUCGAACAAGAACUGAAGCGACCGAAAAAUGCCAAAGCUAAACCCACAAAACCACCCAAAGAGGAAAAUCUCUCAAAAGAGCAGGAAAAAUUCCUAGAAUCCUUCGAGAAAGGCAUCAAGAAAAUGGCCAACAAAGAGUCUUCCAAUGGAACGGCACCACCUCCGAAACAGGAAGAAGAUAUCCAGCCCGCCCAACCGAGCAAGUUCUCGAUCCACUUCGAUAGAGCUACCCAGCUAGCGCUGCUCCCAAUUUUCCUGUGCAACUUCAUCGGAAUCGUUUGUUCCCGCAGUCUGCACUACCAGUUCUACGUGUGGUACUUCCACAGCCUGCCAUAUCUGACCUGGUUCACCGAGUACACGACCAGCCUCAAGUUUUUGCUGUUGCUGCUGCUGGAAUUCGCUUGGAAUACCUAUCCCAGUACAAACGUGAGUAGCCUUAUUCUUCACACUUGUCACAUUAUCCUGUUGGUUGGUAUCGGAAAGAAAAUGUUCCGAAAGAUUCCGGAUCUGGCCCAGAUCAGUGGGGCCAAAUCGACCGAUUGAAAAUGGGACAAAGUUUAAAUUGUAGGAUACCAUUUGUUAUCUUCUAAGGAUAUGAAAGAUCUUAACAUCGAAGAGGUGCCUUUUUUGCAAGGAUUAGUCAAAUUUGUCCCGUUAGAAAACCUUCAAAAUACAAAUGUUACCAAAAGAACGGUAUAGAAUACUUUUUGAGGUACUUGUUAAAAAUUUUGUUUCUAAAAUUUGCAUAAGAAAGGUAUAAAAAUCGGCAAUUGAGUACGAUUAUCUUAAACAAGAUGAUCUCAAACUACAUUUUUGUUUAUUUCACUAACCGAAUUUCCUGCUUAAAGUUUAUGUGCAAUUGUUCAACAGUGAAAAGCUAACUUCAAUAUCUCACCUAAUAGUUUAAAAUUGAAUUCAAACAAAUACCUACAUCAAGACACUCUUUUUAAUGAACUCAUUUAGUUUUCUCCAAAGUUAAAAUUUUUGUGUGUGGUUUGUUUAAUUUUUCCCCAGCUAGUGAAUAGAUGAUACUUUUGUUGUUACUGAAACGACUUGCAAACAUGCAUUUG